GAGAUGCAGCCGGGACCAGAGCUCCCGAGUGAGCCCCAGACAGGGGGAGAGCCCGGUGUGAGAGAUACAGACGUCUUGGGGACAUUUGCAGUGAGAUGCUGUAUGUUGGGACAUUCAUCUAAAGAGUGCCUUCAACUGCAUACAAGCAGAGUCUGGCCAGUGGACAUAGCUAACAUGCAUUUUCAGUGGUGUUCAAGGGCAUCACCCCAUGAAGGCGCACAAUGUCCCACUCAGCAAGAUGAGGACCACUUUCACACCUGGGGGCAUCACCUGAGGGCCUUUCUGCAGAUACCACUCAGCUAUUCCUGUGCUGUUCUGCUCAUUUUGCUGCUCUCAAGUUGGCAAGGAUGUGACGCACGAAACCUUAAUUUAUUUUCAGACAGACAUUUUGAUGUUAACACCUCUUUGGGAGUCCGGCAUCCUCAGGGGUUCAAUAAGGUCAUACAGUCUACAAGAGAAACUCUUUCCCAUGUUUUGGAAGAUAAUAGUUUAACAAAAUUUCGUCCUGACUUUCUACCAGACUACAACACGACCAUUUCCUGGAACAAAACCCCCUGGUCCUGUGAUGUUCUUCUCAAGUUAUCUCAACAUGUUUUAAUUAGUGCGUUGGGUCCCAGUCUUGCUUGGAAUAUCUUCCCUUAUGACAAGUGCGAGCAGAACUUAAAGCCCACUGAGACUCUAAUUAGUCCACUGAAGCUUGUGCAAGUUAAUGUAAAGCCGUUGAUACUUCACAAAGUUCUAAAGUUCCUGGGCGAUUUGGGAUUUUUAGUUGAGUCUCAACAAACUAAAGCUCUAUCUGUGCUCAAGAAGAGACUUCUUAAAACUGGAAAGCAGCAGAAGUAUCCCAACGUGAAAUCAAUUGAUAGAUGUCCAGACAGGAGGCCUUAUCUCACCCCUUGGAAUCCAGGUCAUGAUGCGAGGAGGUCAGCUGUUAUUGGACAUGGUGUUACCUUGCGGUUAGAAUCCUCGGCCACUUUCCAUUCUCUGCUCAUUCAGGACGGAGGCUCUCUAGUUUUUGCAGAUAACCAAGUGCCUAUAAUUCUGAGGACACAAUAUAUCCUGAUUAGAAAUGGUGGGUCCCUUCACAUCGGCUCUGAGCAAUGCCCGUAUAACUCCAGUGCUACUAUCUCACUCUAUGGGAAAUCUACAGAAGGGGAUGACAUAGAGGAUUUUGGGAAGAAGUUCAUAGGAGUAGACAAUGAAGGGAUUUUGGAAAUCCACGGAAGGAGGCCAUUAUCCUGGACAUUCUUAGAUGCCACUUUGCACCCAGGAGGGAUGCCCUAUGGAUCCUAUAAGUGGGAGAAGCACUGGGGAAGCAGGGGCAUUAACAUCAGGAUAAUUGACCCAGAGACUGGCCAGGUGCUGUCUGCCGACCGCUUUGACACUCACAUGUUUCUGGAUGAAGGGAAACGGCUGCAGGAGUUUCUGUCAGAGCAAAGUCGGGGACAAAUUAUAGCUGCUGCUGUUGGAGACUCCGCAGCAAAGAGCCUAACGCCAGAUGCGAGAAGAUACCUAAGAGAAGCUCUGAACAGCAGAUAUAUAUUCCACCUGGGUUACAGGCAGCCAUGGGCUUUGGUUGGAGUCCUUGGGGAAGGCCCUUUAAGAGUAACAGAGGAACGAAAGCAGUAUGAAAGCAAUGGGACAACUGGCCUGGCAGUGGCGAGCAGAGAGUUCCAGACUUAUAAAGGGCUGCAUUUCAUGGUCACCGCAUACAGUGGCUGGCUUAAAGGAGUUCCACGUAAUGGAUUUCGAGUGGCCGUGUCUAGGGGCAUCAUUGUGACAUUAGUGGAUGACGUUACCAGCUGGUUGCCAGGUAACAGAAUAGUCAUUGCCAGCACUGAUUACUCAAUGUACCAAGCCGAAGAAUUCAAUCUGCUUCACUGCCCCGAAUGUAAAAGUAAUCAAGUCAAAAUUGACGGGAGCCCGCUGUAUAUGCACAUUGGGGAAGUUGUUGAUGGAAUAGACAUGCGAGCAGAAGUUGGGCUUCUCACAAGGAAUAUAGUUAUCAGAGGGGAAAUGGAAGAUUCGUGUUAUGGGCACAACCAUUGCCAGUUCUUCAACUAUGAUACCUUUGGAGGUCAAAUCAAGAUUCAAAGACAUUUCAGAUCUGUUCAUUUGUCAGGGAUUGAGAUAAAGCACAUGGGACAGCAGCUGCUCGGUAGUUACCCAGUGCAUUUUCACAUUACGGGAGCUGUGGAUGAAGAAGGAGGAUAUAACCCCCCGACAUACAUUGACAAUCUUGCCAUACAUCACUGCUUCUCCAGAUGUGUUGCUGUUCAUGCUACUCAUGGACUUCUGGUAAAGGAUACGAUCGGCUAUGACACUCUGGGACAUUGUUUCUUUCUUGAAGAUGGAGUAGAACAAAGAAAUACAUUUUACCACAACCUCGGACUGCUGACAAAGGCUGGCACCAUACUUCCUACUGAUCGUAGUGAAGCCAUGUGUCUGGCAAUCCGGGACUAUGUGUAUGGGAAUUACAUCCCUGUGCCCAGCACUGACUGCAUGGCUGUGAGCACAUUUUGGAUUGCAAACCCAAACAACAACCUAAUUGGAAAUUCAGCAGGUGGUGCCCAGGAUGUUGGCAUUUGGUACAUAUUCCACAAGGUUCCAUCAGGUCCCUCGGAGGGACAAUAUCCUGAAGGCCAUUCAGAGUUCACACCCCUGGGCAUGUUUUACAACAACCGGGUGCACUCUAAUUUUAAGGCAGGUUUUUUUAUUGGAAAAGGAGUCAAAACAACAAUGGCCAGUGCGGAAAACCCAAGAGAGUAUUUGACAGUGGAUAAUGCAAGGUUUCGCCCACAUGAAAACUCUGACCCCUCAAAGCCUCGAGUUGCAGCUAUCAUUGAUGGACUAAUAGCCUUCAAAAACAAUGACCACGGGGCCUGGGCCAGAGGAGGAGACAUCAUUUUCCGUAACUGUGGAUUUGCAGACAAUGGAAUUGGCCUUACAUUAGCAAGUGAUGGAACAUUCCCAACUGAUGAAGGCUCCAGUCUGGAGAUCACAGAUUCAAUUUUUGUGGGGGAGAGUGAAAACGUGGGCUCACAUGGGGGACAGAACAGCUAUUGGGGACGUGGAGGGUCCGGGGAGCAAAGGUCACUGCCACGGAAUAAAACAUUCCCGAUUCGGGGCUUUCAAAUAUAUGAUGGACCUGUUCGGCUCUUGAAAUGCACUUUUAAAAAAUUCCUCCCCACUGUGGACAGAGCCUCCAGUGCAAUCGGUUUCUUCUUGAAAAAUUCUUGGCAAAUCACACCUCAGAACAAUGUGUCCCUGGUCAAAAUGGAGAGAAAUGUUGGGAUCAAGGUGUUCUUUGGUCGACCCGGGCAGUGGUUUGGUACAAAUGACUAUGAUGGUGACAAAGUAUCAAUCUUCCAUGACAUUGACGGUUCGGUGACUGGAUACCCUGGUUCCUUUGUGGGUCGGGCCGAUAAUUUUCUUAUUCGUCAUACUGGAUGUCUCACAGUGCCACGUUGGAAUGGAGUGAUAUGUACAGGCAGGUACGCACAGCUUUACAUCCAGGCAAGGCGCCCUGAGAAUUUGGCUAUAUUAGUUUCCAGAGCAACCUAUCCAUCUCAUCCCUUGAGGCUUGUGGGUGUAAAUAAAGGCGCUCCGUAUCAACAGUACCAGCCAGUGGUCAUGCUACAGCAGUCCUACACAAUCCGAUGGGAGGGUCAAUCCCCAAGAGAAGUCAUUCUCUACCCAAUCAACUUUAACAGGGGAGACUGGUUGCAGAUCGCUCUGUGCUACCCCAAAAGGACAGUUUUCCAGAUUAUGGCAGAUGUUCACGAGCGCCACACAGGAAGGAUCCACAGUGUCCAUCAUUACUCCUUGGCUCAUUCCAUCCACCAGGCUCUGAAUCCUUCCGACGCAAGACUUUAUUACUUCAGUAAAGAGUCCGGAUACCUUUUCCUUCAUUUAAAAGCACAUGCUAAUCGCAAAGGCCACAGUUACUGUUCCGACCAUGGCUGUGAGAGGGUAAAAAUCACGGCUCACUUCCAUCCAGAGGACUAUAAUCAAUGCAUUCCUAACCCUUACCCUGAGAGGGACAAUGACAGCCAAACUCCUCGACUCUUUGUGGCUCACAGGCUUCCUAUGCCGUGCGGUCACUGUGGGGCUCCACAGGUAGCUAUAACCAGCAACCCAUCAAUCAAAUACACUAGGAUCCAGGUGCAGUCCCUCCGCAGAGCUGAUGCAUUAAAUGGACUCAAAUCUGCUUUUAUUAAGGUUGACGAUGAAAUUUUUUUGUUUAAGAGACAAGGCCUUUUUUUCCUGGUGAUAGAUGCUUGUUCCGGCCUUGUAGUGAGCAAGAGACACUUCGAAAUAACCAGCGAUCCAAGAAGCACUAAUGCAUUAACAAGCUAUAUUCAGUCAUCACUAAAGCAGAGGUCUGUGGUUGUAAUUUGUUCCAGAGAUAUUGUUGAGACACCAUCACCUUUUGAAAUGACUGCUUCUAUCAAACUUGGGGCAGCCAAACCGAUUGUGCUCCUAAGAAGAGGAAGUUUUGCCAUGGUUGGAUACAAGGGACUGACCUCCCCAUCCUGGAUUAAAAUAGUCAAUAACUCUGUUGACAAAAGAGCUGCAUCCAUUCAUCUUUAUCUACCAUUGAUGCUGACAGAGUACAAAUGCCCAACUCCAAAACUUUAAAACUGAUGAGAGACUGUUCGAGUGGUGCUCGACUGGUGUGGCUACCACAAAGCUUAAGGGGGCAACCAUUUUACUUACUUUUGUUGCCAGACAUAAAUUUGCCCCACUGGCAAUAAAAAUGAAAGUUAGCACUUAUUUGCUGAGCCAUGGAAAAGUAAUAUAUGUACAAACCCAAGUCCAAUAGAU
Pelobates fuscus (common spadefoot toad) is the source of this 4827-nucleotide messenger RNA. Its product is annotated as inactive cell surface hyaluronidase CEMIP2-like. The coding region runs from base 4 to 4641 and encodes 1545 amino acids. NCBI's taxonomy places the organism in Eukaryota, Metazoa, Chordata, Amphibia, Anura, Pelobatidae. The record is from RefSeq and is a predicted model, not a curated record. The transcript is spliced from 25 exons.